This is a messenger RNA of Cloeon dipterum, 4298 nucleotides long. RefSeq lists its product as uncharacterized. The record is from RefSeq and is a predicted model, not a curated record. NCBI's taxonomy places the organism in Eukaryota, Metazoa, Arthropoda, Insecta, Ephemeroptera, Baetidae. The coding region runs from base 125 to 3331 and encodes 1068 amino acids. Gene Ontology annotation, molecular function: protein kinase binding. The transcript has 11 exons. Gene Ontology annotation, biological process: neuromuscular junction development; positive regulation of protein tyrosine kinase activity.
CGCAGAGAAAGAAAGAAAAAACAAAAAAAAAACUCACAGGUUCCGGGAUAGCAGGAGCAUCGAGUGUCUGUUGAUUGUUUUAAUAUAUUUAUUUUUUUAUUGUUUUAAUCGUGUGCAAUUUACAAUGGUGGAUAACAACGCGAUCAUCGAGGGAGCAAUGAAGUUCCGCGACGGAAGAAAGUGGAAGUCGAGAUGGGGUGUGAUGACCAAGUUGUCUCCAGUUGCAGACUGCCUGCACCUCCAGUUGUACAGGGACUGCAAGGAUCGAUACAAGCAGGGACAGACCAAGGCGUCGCUCUCCUUGCAGCACUUCCUCGGACUUGAAAGUGGUUUCACCCUGGACAAGGAGUCCAACACCGUGGCCAUCAUCUGCCAAGACUUGACCGUAGUUUUAGCGUUUGAUACCAGGGAAAGACUAAUUCAGUGGCAGGUCAAAAUCGCCACGCAUCUAGGAGAAGACCAACAGUUUUUGAUCCAAGUUAGCUCAGCACCGCCCAAGUCUAAGGUCGUACCUGGUCCGGCGAGACUUCACAUUCAGGACCACAAAUUUUGCCUCACCAACGGCGUCCCGCCGAGACUCCUCGGCGUCUGGGAAAUCGGACAUCUCAGGCGUUACGGCGUGGUGGACGGCAAAUUCUGCUUCGAGGGCGGCUCGCGAUGUUCGGCCAAGUGCGAGGGGCUGUACGUGCUGGGGUGCGGGCAGGCGUCCGAGGUGCACCAGGCGAUGCAGCACGCGGCGCAGGGCAAGCUGGCGACGCGGCGGCGGCCGCUGAGCCGCAAGAUGUCCGCCAUGGACAGUCCGCGCAAGAUGCUGCACUCGCGGACGGAGACGCGCGCCUCCGACCUGAGCAGCUGCGCCGACUCGCUGAUGGAGAGCGACAUGCUGAGCAGGAGCAUCUGCGAGGCGCACGCCAGCGCCACCAUGGAGGACCUGUCGGGCCGACGCUCCGUCUGGUCGUCGGCCGAGUCGGCACACACGGACAUCAUGGACAGCUGCAGCGACGCCACCUCCGUCGUCGCCGCUGAGAUCGAAAUCGAGCGCCGCGGCGGCGGCAUGGAACGCUGCUCCUCGUGCAUCAGCAAACUCGGCGCCAUCUCCAUGAAGGGCGCAAACCUCACACACACCUGGACUUUCGAACAGCACGGCCAUUGCUUGCAGGAUCGAGCAUCCCUGUCUUCAGGAAGUAGUGGAGGCAGCAGCGAGUGCUGGUACGACCGUCCGAGAGCCGUUCAGCCGCCGCCAGUCAUUCCGCCAAAAAGCCCGAAACACGCGGCCCCCGCACCGGCCCCGGUGUCGAACGGCCGGUGCCAAUGCUGCCCGCCGGAAAGACCACCAAAGCCGCAGUCACCGAGAAAGGCGCCGCAGACCAUCCGACCUGUGCCUGGACACGCCCAUCCAGUGCAGCAGCCCGAAGAAAUGCAUAAUUAUGACGUUCCUCGCUCCAUUUUGCACGGAAAAAUGCCACCAAUGCCGGCAAGUGGACUGGACUACUACGACACUCCAAAGAAAAUAAAAGAGUCGUUGAGCGUGGAGUACCCGAACUACGACACGCCGCCGUGCGCCAAGUCGAUCAGCCGCGCCUUCUGCAACUGCCCUCCGCCCUUCACGCAGCAGCCGCGCUCCGAGAACAACUUCGGCGCCAUCCAGGAGGUGGACUACCCCCUUCCCCUUGCACAGCAGCAGUACACGAAAAUCGAGCUGGAGGACGGGCGGCAGUACCUGCGGAAGGGCGUGCAGACGCAGCCGGAGGACUGCACGGGCAUGCGGUACACGACGUGGUCGCAGGGCAAGGGGUGCGGCCUCCUGGGGCGGGGGGAGCAGGCGGCCGGCUGUCCCUGCCAGCGGGUGAUGGGCUGGACGGAGCUGCUGCCCUGCCGCAGGGGCUCCGGGGCCGAGGACUCGGGCGUGCCCAUCCACAAGGUGCGGCUGAACGGCGAGGGCCGCAUGCCCGUGCGGGACCCCAGCGGACAGCUCUCCGUCCUCUACGCCACCGUGGACAAGAGCAAAAAGAAGCCGCGUCCGCUGCCGUGUCCGAACUACGUCAACGUCGAGGAGAUCCAGGCCGCGGGAGGGCCGUCGGGCAUCGCGCAGGCCGUCCAGGCCAACUACGCCAAUAUGGACUUCGCGCAGUCCCUCGAGAAUUACGAGAACGCCAAGGAUGUGCUUCAGCAGGGCGUCUCGAGCAAGGAGCGUCCGGCGGAGCAGUACAUCGUGAUGGAGCCCAACAAGAAGCAGCCCUUCCCGGGCUACCUGACGAUGACGCCGGCCAACUUGGGCAGGGCGUCCAGCAUCCCGGCGCUGUCAUCCCGGCCGAACGCGUCCCUCACGCACUCGCCGGGCAUGGCCGACCUGCGCGCCCUGCAGAGGAAGCGCUCCAGCUCGGCCGACGCGUCCCGCUUCCUCUCGGACGACGAGGACAACGGCCUCGAGGACAACGAGACCUCGAUCAGCUCGGAGACGGUGCAGGAGCGGCUCUCGGUGACGCACGAGGAGUCGCCGUCCGAGGCCACCGAGCCCACCAUCAGCGACUACACGCAGCUGCACCUUGCGGACUCGGACAGCGCCAAAGACGUGUCCACCGGCACGGACAGCCUCGAGAUGAAGGAGCGCCUGAUGACGCUUCCGCGCUCCAACCUCGAGGACCUCAAGGACAAGCAGCCCGCUGCCGUCCACAUUAGACGCUCCUCCUCGGUCCCCUGCAAGACUGCCGGACACAACAGGGACUCGUCCAGUUCGAACGAUUCGGGCGUCUCGGCCGGCUCCCCGUACUUCCCGGACCUCGAACCCAAAACCGCGUGCAUCCAUUCGUCCCUGCCCAGGAGGUGCAAGUCCUCCGAGCCGCUGAAGGACGCCAAGAAGGUUCCCUCGGGCCCAAAGUCUUCCUCGGCCGGAGCUGAAGUUCCUAUCAGCAUUCAACCUUCCAGAGGUACAAAUGGCAGGCCAGGAAUCUACAAAGGACCGAAUGGAGACGUGAUCACCACCGCGCCGUACCCUGACUCGCACAGCACGAGCAGCGGCACCUCCGACAUGUCCGACUACAUUGAAACCCUUUCGCUGUCCAGUCACAGCAGCUCUGAUAUACCUGACAGCGUCCGACUCGGAUUACUGAUCGGCCGACAAGCGACCACGACGUUGAGACCCAGAUCUGGGCGAGAGUAUCAAAAAAUCGACAGAGCUUUCAUUGAGACUGAUUUGAAGGGCUCUGCAAAUGAAAAAGCUAUGGCAACCUUGCGAGGCCUGUCGCAGUACCCUGGAACUGAUAAAUGUGAGUCACCCUCGCCUGGAUACAUGAGUGGGUCGCCCGGUCAAGAGAGUGCACAGCCUCACUAGUGAUCUAUUUAAAUGGACAGCCAGUUUAUGCAAAACAACGACUCUGAAUAAAAAGCAGAUUAAUAUUUAGUUUUGAAUUUCGACUGUAUAGGAAUUUGUAACCUCUACCUCGAAAGUGACAUGUAUAAACAUAUCCUGGAAGAGGUUUUAUAUAAACUAAAACCAGCAAGCAUUCAAUAAGUAAACAUGUGUAAAAAUACCACACAACUUGUAUAUAAUAAUAAGUUACGAAAAAAAAUGCAUUUAAGUUUUUCUCCGCAAGGGCUGAGUGCCCGAAAUACGACAGACUUUGAGCUUAAAAACACACGUCAUGAUAAAUUACGCGCAUGAUUAUAUACUAUAACAACUGUUUUGACACGGAUUCAAAAUGGGCCUACAAGUAGCUAAAUGGUGUGUAAAAAUUAUAUAUCUUCCAAAAAAAGCAUGUUGCAUAUUAAUAAAAAGGAAACUCCCUGCACUUGGCCAUGCUCACGAACGAACCUCUUGGUAUUUGUGCUUGACUUUUGUUUGUGAUAGUUUUUAAAUGUGUAAUAGGUCUACUAGUCAACGCCACGUGUAAAUCUCAUUCCCGCUUGAAAAUGAAAAGAAUACAUAUUAUGUACUUUGCCAUUUUCUCUUUCUCUCUAUCUUCCACGCCAUGUAUAAUUAAAAUAUGUAUAAGAAUAUUAACUCACGCAGAGCAACAGUCCUCCAGAAUAUGAUUUGAACACGCAUCCCUCUCUCUCACUCUCGCAGUUUCAGACGUACUAACAGAUUUUGCAAUUUUAUACACGUCGACAAGUAUCUUGUAAAGAUAAAAGUACCGAAAUUCUAAACUCUAGUAUACUCUUUACCCCUACUAAUUUAUCUUCGUAGGAUUAUUGAGACUAUAAAACUGUUUUUUAAAAGCCCCGCCCCCGGAAUGUAAAAUAUUAAAAACUGUAUAACGAAAUGAUGAGAAAUAAAUUUAUCGAAAGUAGAUGAAAAA